AAUCAGAAACAUUGCAGGCGUACAUGAGAAUCGGGAGUGUGUCUGCGGAUCGAGACGACUUCAGCUGACUUUUUCCUUGACCGGCGAGACGAGCACAUCUUAUUUGAAAGGAGGAAACUGUAGUGCUGUAGUAAACAAUUCCAUACUCUGGUCAAGAUACGUCGGCCGGAAAUUUUCUGCACACCAAUGAUGGACAGUUUCAGAAGACUCGACGAUUUCGAAAAUCACGCCGUCAGUGUACUGCCGCCUAGCAUAAGGGAUUACUACGUCAACGGUGCUGGCGAAGGACAUACUUUGAAAAUUAACAGAGAAGCCUUCAGAAGACUACGAAUACGUCCUCGCCUUUUGCGAAAUGUGGCCAAUCGGGAUAUCAGCACCACAGUCCUUGGGCAGAAAGUGUCGAUGCCACUGGGCGUUUCUCCAACAGGGAAGCAAAGAUUAGCUCAUCCCAGUGCAGAAUGUGCCACCGCUAAAGCUACCGAAUCGGCAGAGACGGUUUUCAUUUUAUCCGCCUUUUCCAGCACCAGAAUCCAGGAAGUGGCGAAAGCUGCGCCGAAAGGUAUAAUGUGGAUGCAAACGAUGCUGCACUCGGAUCGCGAUUGCACACUUCACUGUGUGCGAAGAGCAGAAGAAGCUGGCUUUAAAGCGAUAGUGCUGACCAUUGAUAAUGCAGUGUUACCGAAAAACAAGGCCCACAUUUUGGACGACAUUCCAGAUCUCAGUACUGCCGUGUACGAGGAUUACUUUCUGACCAAAAUGACCGCCGAAGAGAUGGGCAACGUCCAUCUUCAGAUCAGGAAGAUAAUCGACCAGUCCUUGACUUGGGAAGCUGUCGAAUGGAUGACAAGCGUCACCAAACUACCGAUAGUUGUGAAGGGUGUUUUGACGGCAGAAGACGCAUUACUGGCUGUGAAGCACGGGGCGAGUGCUAUUCUCGUUUCCAAUCACGGAGCUCGGCAACUCGAUGGAACACCGGCUCCGAUCGAAGCCUUACCAGAAGUCGUGAAAGCUGUUGGAGACAAAGUUGAGGUCUACGUGGAUGGUGGGGUCAGGCAAGGCAUCGACGUUUUCAAAGCGUUGGCGAUUGGCGCCCGAAUGGUGUUCAUCGGAAGACCUAUGCUUUGGGGUUUGGCUUGCGGGGGCGAAGAAGGUGCUCGUGCUGUCCUGGAAAUAAUGCGUCGAGAAAUCGAUGAAACGUUCGCUCUAGCAGGCUGCUCGAACGUGGAACAAAUCUCAAGAGAUAAAGAUCUGGUAGUUCACAAGUCGUAUUACAAUCGACUGUUAUGAUCCAAUACACAUUGAAAUUAAAAAAUACAUCUAAACAUUGUGAAUCAGCA
Molecule: messenger RNA, 1337 nt
Organism: Nasonia vitripennis (jewel wasp)
Lineage: Eukaryota; Metazoa; Arthropoda; Insecta; Hymenoptera; Pteromalidae
Product: hydroxyacid oxidase 1
Exons: 9
Coding region: 187-1287 (366 amino acids)
Molecular function (GO): oxidoreductase activity; FMN binding
Source: RefSeq, a predicted model, not a curated record